UACUGUUUUCACGUUUGACGUUUCUCAUAACCUGUUUUGUAAUAUGUACAUAAUUAAUUUUUAAAUUUUUCUUACAAAAACACCCCUCAGCACAUGAAGAAAUUAGCUUUAAGUAAAUUUUUACGUUUGCCGCAAACGUAUAAUAUUAAUCUAGUUUUGAAAACAACCCACAAACACAAUUUAUUAACCGACUAACAAUAACCUAAAAUGGAGCGAGAGCUACAAGGAUCAGGACCCCCCGAACCCACUGAACCUGAUAAAGAUAAGAAAUCAGAAGACGCAAACGUUCCGCAGCCUCCAAGCCCCAACGCCUUGAAGGUUGCAGCUGCUGAGUGUUUAAACAGCUGGGUGAAUUAUCUCCAGAUGCUCAACAGCAUGUGCACUGCCGGGCUCCGCCUCUCCCAGUCCCUCUCCACCCUCGCCCAAAUGCAGAACGCCCACUUAGCCAACCUGUGCCAAACCAGCUGGGAAGAACUCACCAAAGCCACGAUUUUCGCCUCAAAUUCCGUCAAAACCCACAUCGCGGCAGCCAUGCAAGACAUGAGCAUCGGCGACACCUUCACUGAAAGCGACGCCCAAAGACAACAAGACCACAACCAGCAAAUCAUCACCGAGAACCUCCUCACCUUCAUCAACCUCCAGUACCAGUUCUCCAUAGCCGGGUGUGAGUGCUUCGGCUCUAUGGCCAUGUGCCCCUCUUGUCAAGCCACCCCCGGGGGCAUCCACGACCCCGACUGCAGCAUGGCGGCGCUGCAGCAGUGUUUCGCGCGACUCUCCAUGCACGAGUCGCGCUCGCAGACCUCCAGCCCCCAUUUCUCCACGCUAGACAGCCCCAAAGGGGCGGAGUUCCAGCGGCAGCAAAGUCCGUUAGGUGCGGAGCCGAGAGGGCCGUCGCCUUAUCAAGAGGUGCACAGGGGGCCGAGCCCCAUUCACGCGUUUUCUGAGACCAUUCGGGGACCGGGGCCUAUCGAGACCAUCAGGGGGCCGUUUCCGAACCCGGGGCAGCUGUUCUCGAUGAAGUCGCCGUUUCCGGGGAGGGGGUCGCGGUCGCCGCUGCAUUUUCCGCUGUUUCCGAUUAGCGGGCAGAGGAGGUGGUCGGAGGCGGCGGCGGCCGAGGUGGUGGGGGAUAGUGGGGACGGGACGAUGCGGAGGUGGUCGAUGCCGUGGGACUGCGGGCGGGUGGAGGCGGGGCCGUGGCAGCAGAGGUACUUGCCGUCGAAGUUGGUGGUGCCGCCGGCGAGUACGUCGCAGGAUAGGAGUCGGAGUACUACUCCAGAAGCAAUACCUCAACCCGGCACCAUCACCAGCGGCGAAGGCUUAGCCGAAGCCAUCCAGUUACUCUCGUGCCGCCCCACUCGCCAAUCGAUACCUCAAACAGCACUGCCAGGACACCCUCUUCCCGGAGGACCCUUCAUACCCCCGUGGGCCGAAACCCACGAAGAACGAAUGCACAGACGCAUGUACCCAGGCCCGGCCUCCCAGCGAGGCAACUGGCAGUCCAUCGACGUCCCCCACGCCAGCGGCAUGUCCGUCACCGAGCACUACGACAUAUUCCCACCAGGGCUUCCACUAACCUCUAGGAAAAGCAGCUCAUCCACGGACUCGUCGUCAUGUCUUUCCAUACACAGCAGAUCCACAACGAGCAGCUCGGAACGCGGCUCGGACAGUGCCGCCAGCGGUGGCGACGCAAUUCGGCUGCACACGAAUUUGUACUCCAUGUGGAGCGGUAGCGAGCACUUGCCAUUUAUACGACUGCCAGAGUCGCAAGAGCCACAGGACGACAGCGACACGGACGAUCCUCCUACGGAGAAGAGCGGAAAAACGCCUUUUCCUAGACCAACUUAAGUGUCAUAUUGCUAAGUUAAGUCAUUUUUUAUGAGGCCGUCAAGGUUAGUGAUUUUUUUAUUGAUUCAAGGAGAUGAGAGGCAAACAGGGGUUUAGCGUAAUAUAAGGACCAAUUAUUUAUAAUAAUCGAUUUUUAAAGUAGUGUUUUGUAUUCCGGUAUUCACGUGUUUGGUGUUCUGUAUUAUGAUGGGACGUGUGUAAUGACGUAGAGGAAGGUGGGGCAAGUUAUAACAGUGUGUCCCCCUUUCUCUACUUUUGUUAUUAUUAGACUGUAUCUCAAGUAAAACUAAAACUGCAUGAAUGCAUAUACACUACAGCUGUGAAAUGUCUAAUUUUCUCGUUUAGAUGUUCGAUGUUUUUCUAGUCAUGUGUUGUACAGGGUGUUUGAAAAGAAAAUCGAACGACUUAUGUAGCUCAAAUGAGAAACUAUAGCGUUUCUCGUCUCAGUGCAAUCGCACUUUUGAAACACUUUGAACAAGGUUUGUCUGGUACAAACAAACAUGUCCGUUUUACGGAUUAUUUAUUUUAUUAGUGUUGAUUCUUAUAUAUAAAAUUUUAUACUGAUAAUAAAAUGUACAAGUACAA
This is a messenger RNA of Zophobas morio, 2430 nucleotides long. RefSeq lists its product as uncharacterized. The coding region runs from base 208 to 1845 and encodes 545 amino acids. NCBI's taxonomy places the organism in Eukaryota, Metazoa, Arthropoda, Insecta, Coleoptera, Tenebrionidae. The transcript is spliced from 7 exons. The record is from RefSeq and is a predicted model, not a curated record.